Molecule: messenger RNA, 3051 nt
Organism: Penicillium mononematosum
Lineage: Eukaryota; Fungi; Ascomycota; Eurotiomycetes; Eurotiales; Aspergillaceae
Product: putative NRPS-like enzyme
Exons: 4
Coding region: 1-3051 (1016 amino acids)
Molecular function (GO): phosphopantetheine binding
Source: RefSeq, a predicted model, not a curated record
AUGGAGUCUCACCGGAAAAGACUGCUUGCGACAACGGUUGAUGAUCGUGCUGAAACCAAUCCCAACCAACGAUUUGCAGUUAUUCCACGGGGAUCGGAAAUAAAGCAUGGGUUCCAGGACCUUUCAAUCAAAGAUCUGGCACGGGCCGUGAACUCCAUGUGUUGGUGGAUUGAAGGCACCAUUGGACAGGCACAAUCCCCAGAGACGUUGGCCUACAUGGGGAGCAAUGAUGUGCGCUACUUCAUAUUCAUGCUUGCAUGCCAAAAGACUGGAUACCAGGCCCUCUUACCUUCCACCAGGAACUCGGACGAAGCCCAUGUUCAUAUACUGAAAGCGACAAACUGCACCAAGUUCUUUUUCAGCGAGGAGCGCCAGACACGAGCUCGCGAGAUCCAGAGACUUGUUUCGGCAUUGGAUAUCUUCGAGGUCCCGACUAUGGAAAUUCUCAGUGAUGAGAGUGGUCUGCACCACUAUUCGUACACCAAGUCUUAUGCAGACGCAGAGAAUGACACAAUUUGCAUCAUCCAUAGCUCUGGAACGACAGGCAUGCCAAAGCCGGUGUAUCUCACCAACGGCUUCUUCAUGACUUUCGAUUCUAUUUCUCAUCUCGCAAAGCCGGCAGGUCGUCAGCCAUCUAUGUUCCAUAAUCUGGAUCAAACUGAGCUGGUGCUGGCUACGACACCUUUCUUCCAUCUAAUGGGACUGGCAGCACUUGUGUUCUCAGUAUGGUUCGAAGCUCCCACGCUUGUUGGCCCAGAUAAGCCACUCUCCGUCGACCAUAUGAUAGAGCUGCUGCGCACUGCCCGCCCGGCCGUCGCACUCUGCGCGCCCUCAAUCCUGGAAGACUUGAGCUACUCCGACAAAGCACUAGCUUGUUUGAAAGAGCUCAAAUCAGUCUACUUCGGUGGCGCACCUCUGUCCCUAGAGACCGGAGAGCGACUUCGCAAAUCCACACAGAUCAUAUCAGUAAUUGGAAGCAGCGAGGCCGGCAUAAUCCCAGCGCUGGUGCCGGAGGAUCCAGCUAACUGGGGCUACUUCGAAUGGAAUGAAGCCUACGGGGUGGAUAUGCAAGAUAUCGGUGAGGGUGUAUUCGAGAUGGUGAUUCCUCGACAGGAGAAUGCUCGCGACUUCAAGGGCAUUUUCCACACAUACCCAGAUCUCAAUUUGUAUCCAACCAACGAUCUAUACACUCCACACCCGACGAACCCACGUCUGUGGAAGUUCUAUGGGCGUAAGGAUGAUGUGAUUGUCCUAAGCAACGGUGAAAAGUUCAACCCUGUCGGGAUGGAGACUAUUAUCGAAGGACACCCGCUGGUUGGAAAGGCGGUGGUAGUCGGCCAGUCCCGGUUCCAAGCCGGGCUUCUCAUCGAGCCGAGUCAUGGAGGACCGGAUAUGGAUGCAAAGGUCUUUGUUGAGGAGAUCUGGCCAACAGUGCAAGUGGCUAACCAGAGCAUUGCGGCUCAUGGCCGGGUGAUGAAGAACAAGAUCUGUUUCGCAAUGAAGACUAAGCCAUUCAAGACAACUCCUAAAGGUAGCGUGCAGCGCCGGGCUGUGCUUCGAGACUAUGAGAAAGAGAUCGAUGCAAUGUAUGCCGAAGACCUCGAGAAUGGCUUGGGCCAGUGUCUGCCAGAGACGUUGGACCACGAGAGUGUUACAGAAUAUAUCCGCCAGAUUACUGCCCGCGUCCUGGAGAAACCCGAGGUCGCAGAUGCUCAGGACUUCUACUCUGUCGGUCUUGAUUCCCUGAUGACAAUUCACCUCUCUCGGGUGCUGCAAAAGGGCAUCCAGCUACGUCGGCCGGAUGUGAAAGCAGGAGCCAUCAGCGCCCAAACGAUCUAUGGCAACCCAACAGUCGAUCGAUUGUCUCGAGCCGUAAUUGCCAUCUUAGAUGGGAAAUCUCAAGCUGGUAUCCCGCGAGCUGAGAAGAUCCAGAGUCUGGUGGAAAAGUAUACGUCCGAUCUUCCAGCACGGGAAGUCUACCCUCAGAAUGGAUUAAAUCUGCCAUCGACCGUGAUACUGACUGGUUCAACCGGCUCACUGGGAACUUAUCUACUGCAUUCUCUGCUGAGCAGCGGUUCCAUCACUAAGGUCUACUGCCUCAAUCGUUCGGAUGCCGAAUCACGGCAGAAGAAAAGCUUCGAGGAGAAAGGAUUGUAUCUUGACGCAAACGACUGGAAAGACAAGGUCGAAUUCCUACAAGCCUCAUUUGGAGAACCACGAUUCGGCCUAAACGAGACCAAGUACCAAGAACUUCUCAAAUCAGUUGACACCAUCAUCCACAACGCCUGGAAAGUCGACUUCAACCAUUCCGUUGAUUCCUUCGAGGACACUCACAUCCAGGGUGUGCGGCGCUUUAUAGACUUUAGCUUGAGCAGCCGCAGCAACGCUCAUCUUCAUUUCAUCUCCUCAAUCGGCACGGUAGGCGCUUGGACCGCAGAAAUGGGAGCCCCGAUCCCAGAAGAACCGAUGGAGGACAUUGCGGUCGUUCUCCCACAAGGCUAUGGUGAAUCUAAGCACAUUGCCGAGCGCAUCUGUGUCAAGGCCUCGCGGCGAUCUCGUAUCCCCACGUCGGUGUAUCGCGUCGGGCAGAUCGCCGGGCCGACCAGCGCACUAGGACAAUGGAAUCCGCAGGAAUGGCUGCCGACUAUCAUCGCGACGGCAAAAGCGAUGGGGAAAAUCCCCAACCGACUCGGCUCGACUGCGGUCGAUUGGGUGCCAGUGGACACUUUAUCCAAUAUUAUAGUGGAGAUUGUCAACACACGUCAUAGCUGCUCACCCGAAGGACGGCCUGCCGUGUUUCAUCUCACGAAUCCCGAACGAACACCAUGGUCGUCGUUGAUCCCGGCAAUCCAGAGCCAGUAUGCGGUCGAGCCAGUUGCGUUUUCUGCGUGGAUUGCCGAGCUGGAGAGUAUCACAAAUCCCAGCAGUGCAGAUAUUGUCUCAAAGCCCGCACUCAAGCUGCUGGGUUUCUACCGUAGGCUGCAAGACGAGGCAGUGCCUUGUCUGUGGCGUUGGAUGUCCGACGGGCGAAAGAGGCAAGCGCCACCAUGA